Messenger RNA from Penicillium soppii, 1101 nucleotides. Its product is annotated as AIM24 family protein. The transcript has 4 exons. Lineage: Eukaryota; Fungi; Ascomycota; Eurotiomycetes; Eurotiales; Aspergillaceae. The coding region runs from base 1 to 1101 and encodes 366 amino acids. The record is from RefSeq and is a predicted model, not a curated record.
AUGUCUGCAUUUCCCCUUCAGACAUUCUCCCGAGAAUCUUCAGGUGGCGGAGCUCCGAACUUUGGCUACCCACCACCUCCCAGACAGACGCCUCCUUCGGAUGGUGGCUAUUCACCACCACAACCUUCAGUGAAUCCAUUUGCAGAGAAUCCGCGACGAAACCAACCUGUUUAUUCGGGUGGGCAAUUUGCGCCCCCACACUCAACGCCUACUCCACCUAUUGACCAGAAAGCUGUCCAGCAGCACAGUAUUGGUGCGUACAACCAUAAUGCGGCACUUGGACAGCCUUCUGCCUCAUCACCAACCCCUCCCUCCCCUCCCUCGGAGUCGGCAAGAAUGACCAGAAUUCCCGGGGGUGCGCCGGCGUAUGGCGAAUUCGUUGGAGCCCAAUCAAUAACCCGGGAUGACGUUGGGACUUUCAAUGGAGGCAGUUACAGACUCAGCCACCGGGACACAAACUCACUUCUGACUCUUCAAUUGGCAAUGGGAUGUCCAAUGACCGUGAGACCAGGUGCAAUGGUCUCAAUGUCCCCAACCAUCACCCUGAUGGGAAAAUUUAAGUUCUCCUUCAAGAAGCUGAUUUUUAGUCAUCUAAGAAGCAUGACUAUGUCGACUUUCACCGGCCCGGGCGAGGUGUUGCUUGCACCCCCUAUGCUAGGAGAUAUCAUUGUCCUCCGUAUCCAAGAGGAAGACAACGGCAAAGCCAAAAGAUGGCAAGUCGGCAGAGAUUCCUUCUUAGCCCACACAAGCGGUGUACACCACGAAUACAAGUCUCAAGGACUCAUGAACGCUUUCUUUUCCGGAGAAGGUCUCUUCGUUUACGAAAUCACCGGCGUUGGACUGCUUUGGAUGCAGAGUUUCGGCGCAAUCAUCAGGAAAGAACUUGCCGUAGAUGAAGUAUACAUCGUUGACAACGGCCAUCUUGUGGCAUGGAACUGCACGUAUACAAUUAUGCGUGUUGCCUCUGGUGGUAUCAUAUCUGCAUUCGGUUCCGGCGAAGGUGUCGCUUGCCGGUUUAAAGGUCCGGGAGUAAUCUACUUCCAGACAAGGAACCUCAAUGCUUUUGCUGCACAAAUGAAGAUGAGCACGGCCAGUGGCUGA